Hemibagrus wyckioides is the source of this 2100-nucleotide messenger RNA. RefSeq names its product chloride intracellular channel 4 (gene clic4). The record is from RefSeq and is a predicted model, not a curated record. The transcript is spliced from 6 exons. Lineage: Eukaryota; Metazoa; Chordata; Actinopteri; Siluriformes; Bagridae. Bases 339 to 1094 code for a protein of 251 amino acids.
CCACAUAUACACCCACAAUCGCCCCGCCCUCAGGUCCUGACACACACACACACACACACACACACAGAGUGGCUGUAUCUGCGGCUAGCGAUGCCGAACUGAUUCCUAAUCCCGAAUCUGUGAGAAAAUCAUACCUAAAAACCCGUUUGGAAUAAGCGACUCUGUGGACGGUGAUUUAUUUAUUUUGUCAGUGAGGCGGGGUGUUAGCUACAAAGCUAACCGUACUCAGCGCUGGGGGAAAGUUUGCGCGAGGACCACCACCUUCGGUGCGCGCGCGCGUGUAUAUGUUUUUUUAAUUUUUUCUUCUCUAAACCAAAUUUCACACAGAAAGUUCGGGAAUGUCUCUGUCGGUACCGCAGAACGGACAGGGCGAUAACGAACCCGUUAUCGAGCUUUUUGUCAAGGCCGGCAGUGAUGGAGAGAGCAUCGGGAACUGUCCCUUCUCCCAGCGCCUCUUCAUGAUCCUCUGGCUGAAGGGUGUGGUGUUUAACGUCACCACCGUUGACCUGAAAAGGAAACCAGCAGAUCUUCAGAACCUGGCUCCAGGAACACACCCUCCUUUCAUCACCUUCAAUGGUGAGGUCAAGACUGAUGUUAACAAGAUCGAGGAGUUCCUGGAAGAUGUGCUCAGCCCACCCAAGUACGCUAAGCUCAGCGCCAGACACCCGGAGUCCAACACAGCAGGGAUGGACAUCUUUGCCAAGUUCUCAGCCUACAUCAAGAACUCCAAACCAGAUGGCAAUGAGGCUCUGGAGCGAGGUCUGCUGAAGACACUGCAGAAGCUGGACGAGUACCUGCGCUCUCCGCUGCCCGACGAGAUCGACCACAACAGCAUGGAGGACAUUAAAGUGUCCACGCGCAAAUUCCUGGACGGAGACGAGAUGACGCUGGCUGACUGCAACCUGCUGCCCAAACUACACAUCGUCAAGGUGGUGGCGAAAAAGUACCGAGGUUUCGAGAUCCCCAAAGACAUGACGGCCGUGUGGACGUACCUGAGCAACGCCUACUCCCGCGACGAGUUCACCAACACCUGCCCCAGCGACAAAGAGAUCGAGAUCGCUUACGCCGACGUGGCCAAGAGGCUGGUCAAAUAAACGGCCUUACCAAAAAACACACCCCCUAUAUUUUUUCUUUUUUUUUUUCUUUUUUUUUUUUUAAAUCCCCCAAUACUGGGACUUCUUUAUUCUUCACACGGGAAAAAAAAACACCUACAGACUCUUUUUUCUGUUUCUUUAGAGUAUAAUAACCCAGAGCAUGACACAUUAUAUAUACAUAUAUAUAUUUUCUUCUUCUUCCUAAUUCACACUUCUUGAAGGUCUUUCGUUUUGAAGGUUGUUUUUUUUAAUCUCAAGAGAAGUGCAAGUGUUAAUUUAACCAGUGUGUUAUUGGUACAGCUCAAUAUAGCUCACACACACACACACACACUCCUCUUCCCGUAGCAGCACAGGAGUGUGUAUCCACCAGCCUUUUAUAUCAUUUGGGCAAAACAGAAAGCUGCGUUUCUGCGCUUGUACUGCGAGCAGUUUCUGACAGAUUCCCAUCUAAACAGUGUUGGAAGCUCCAGUGUUUUGUUUUUUGAUUUUUUUUAUUUCAUAGUUUUUUGAGAGUGCUUCGUCAAGCACUGACCUCCUUAUCAGACUCCGACAUGAAGGUAGAAUGAUUUAAAAUGAAAAAAAUUCAGAAUCUGCUUUUUGUUUUGCUCUUUUUUUUUCAUUUUUAGAUAUUACUAACCUUUUCAUUUAAACUCCACCCACUUGCCUGCUUUUUUGUUUUCGGUUUUAUUUUAAAGCAGGUCUGCAUUUUUUUAGUUUCAGGUGUGCUUGGUUUGUACUUUAAUUGUAGACUUAAGAGAAGAAAAAGAAGGAAAAAAAAACGUUUUGUUAGGUUUAGGGUAAAAAUAAUUAGCACUAACGUGUUGAAUGCGUGAACCGGGGUGCCAAAACUUUUGCAGAGGGACCGAACGUGACGAGGAAUCAGAAAAAAAAAUUUGUCCUCCGAAGUACGUUUUUAUUUUUUUCUGACAAAAUUAAAGACUUUUGAGUUCAUGGACCACCUUUUUUUUUUUUUUUUUUUUUUUUUAAAUAAAUAAAUAAAUAAAAA